AUUAUGGAUGCUACCAUUGACCGGAGAGGGAGGUGGGCAAGGAAUUACCAGAGAACUCAACUCAGCCCCUUGGGAAGAGUUCCCGACCACCUCACUCAGAGAGAGAAAUGGAAACUACCUUUAGACUCAGCUGUGGAAGAGGAUGGAACAUACCAUCAAGCACAACUGGGAGGGGGGUGCAGCUGGCAGGGGGAUGGAGGCAACUCCCUCCAGAAUCAUGUCUUGAGUGGGGAGAGAUCAUCAAACUGGCACGUUCCCCUGGGGAACAGAACAGGGCACCACUCAGAACAACCAGGCCAAGUUGCAUCACAGCUGGGAUCUCAAAGUCAAAUGCCCAGGUCUGGCUCAAUUCUGCAAAUCCAUCAAUCUUCAAGUCAGCUCCAUAGGCAAGGUCAGGUUAAAUUGAAUAUCCUCCUAGCACAGCUACUUACAGGAAGACUGCUCUACUUUAAGGCUAGGAGACUAUGAGAAUAAUUAGAGGGGGCUGUUCACUCUGAAUGCUAAAUUUGUUCCUUGCCCAGGACAGCUGCAGGAAUCAGAAACUUGAUUCAAAUGUUAUCGGAUGAGUUAGAAUCCAAACCAGAGCUGCUGGUUCAGUUUGUUCAGAAUACAUCUAUUCCACUUGGGCGAGGGCUGGUGGAAUCAGAACCUAAAAGCAUCACCUGUCUCUCCCUGCUUCCUGUUACUGAGACCUCAGAAUGCAACAGGCUGAUGUUGCCAGAUGAUUCUCCAAAUCAUGCUAACUCCUCCAAAGAUGUUCCUUCAUCUGCUGUCUUGAGAAGCCUCCAGGUAAAUGUAGGCCCUGACGGUGAGGAGACGAGAGCACAGACUGUACAGAAACCAUCUGAGCUCCUGUCAAGUCCAGAGCCUUCCAGCUUAUUGCAAGACCUCCAGCCCAAUGACAGCACUUCCUUUAUUCUCCUCAAUCUAACAAGAGCAGGCCUGGGUUGUCCUGCAGAACACCUGGUGUUUGUUCAGGAUGAAGCAGAGGAUUCUGGGAAUGACUUUCUGUCCCAUGACAGCACAGAUAGCAGUACCCCAUGGUUCCUACGAGUGCAGGAAUUGGCCCAUGACAGUUUGAUUGCUGCCACUCGAGCACAGCUUGCAAAGAAUGCCAAAGCAAGCAAUAAUGGUGAGAGUGUUCAUCUUUGCUCAGGAGAUGGGCAGACAAAAGAUUCAAGCCCCAUCCCUCACCUGUCCCGUGUAGAGAAGAAGCUGAAGUGCACAGUUGAGGGCUGUGAUCGGACAUUUGUGUGGCCAGCUCACUUCAAAUAUCACUUAAAAACUCAUAGGAAUGAUCGUUCCUUCACCUGCCCAGCGGAAGGCUGUGGGAAAAGCUUCUAUGUCCUGCAGAGGCUGAAGGUGCACAUGCGAACUCACAAUGGCGAGAAACCAUUUGUCUGCACUGAAGUGGGCUGUGGGAAGCAGUUCACAACGGCUGGGAAUCUGAAGAACCACCUGCGGAUUCACACUGGGGAAAAGCCCUUUCUGUGUGAGGCACAAGGAUGUGGUCGUUCCUUUGCUGAAUACUCCAGCCUUCGGAAACAUCUGGUUGUCCACUCAGGAGUGAAACCCCAUCAGUGCCAUAUCUGUGGGAAGACAUUUUCUCAGAGUGGAAGUCGGAAUGUGCAUAUGAGAAAGCACCACUCCAGAAUUGGAGCAGCUGGAAGCAGAGAGCGAGAGCAACCUGAGUUGCUGAUGGGCAGCAGUUUGCUGGAGGAAGCAGCUGUGCACAGUAAGAAUCUGAUCUCCAUGAACUCUCAGCCUCGCCUUAGUGUGGAGUCUCUGCACCUGCCGGAUACUGAGUCUAUUAUUGGAGUAGAGGAGGAGGUUCUUGCUGAAGCAACACCAGGCACCCUCCAAUCAGCAUCUGAUGUGGUUUUGCCACAGUCUCAUCACUUGGUCACCAUGUCUGCAGGUAGACACUCCUAUGGGGUGUCUGCAUUACUACAGUAAAUCUACAGUUACAAAAGGAAGAAGAAACCAAUUGUAUAGUAAGAGAAGACACGGAAUGUAAAGUUAAAGAACAGACUUCUGCAUGCUGAUCUCUUAAAGGAGAGAUGCAGGACCUGAAUCCAGAAUACAUGAUGUGCAGGCAGCUUACUUUUUAUGACUUCCUGCAACAAAAAGGAAACUGUAAUCCAGAAUGGGAUAUGAGAUGUAGAACAUGAGUUCCUGAUGACUGAAGCAGAUUCUUGAAGCUAAAUUCAGGAGCUACUAAUCAUGUUGGACUGGCAAGUGGGACUUUCUAAUCUUGCCAACCGGGAGGGAUGCAGCACUUGCAUCACUGCAACCUCAAACCACUUUCACCUGAAGCUUGUUCGCAGGCUCCAACAUUUACAAGGCAUUAUUAUUGCUAAAGCAACUAAUAGGGGCUUUUCUUAGAGGAGAAUAUUUAGGGUGUAGUGGAUCCUAAACCAGAGCAUUGCAGUCCUAUUGUUUUGAAGGUUAAUUUCUAGGGUGACCCUAACUAGAAUAUGAGGUGCUUCCUCGAGGAGCAGGAGCUUCUCCACCACUCUUGCUUGCUUCAUGAAAAUAUGUUCCCUAGAGUUCCACCUUGCCCCACAGUCUGAAGCCAGACACAAGUUAGAGGAUUACCUCAGAACCAGCUCUGCUUUGCUCCAUAUUUCUUCAUUUCUAAAAUGCUUAUUAGUGUUUAGGUUGUUUUUUUUUAUUUAAAAAUCAGAGGUAGAAGAUUUUCAGUGUUUAUUGUAAAUAAACAGCCUGUUUAGCUCUUUGGCUUCUGA
This is a messenger RNA of Pelodiscus sinensis (Chinese soft-shelled turtle), 2747 nucleotides long. RefSeq names its product zinc finger protein 410 (gene ZNF410). Lineage: Eukaryota; Metazoa; Chordata; Testudines; Trionychidae. Gene Ontology annotation, molecular function: transcription coregulator activity. Gene Ontology annotation, biological process: regulation of transcription by RNA polymerase II. Gene Ontology annotation, cellular component: nucleus. The record is from RefSeq and is a predicted model, not a curated record.